AUGCGCGCUGCCGUGCUGGCCGAGGGUCGUUCUCCGCCCCUAGCGCAACGGCGAAGCUCCCGACUACCGGCUAGACACGCACGGCCCGCCCUCGCUCGCCCUCGACGCCGCGCACGGCGGCUUCGGGCACACCUCCUGCGCAACCUUUUCGAGGGCGGGGACCCGUCGGCAUGGAUCGAGGAGUCGACGGACUGCGCGGAUCUCAUCCGCUGGCUGCAAGCCCAGGGCGCCGCGAACCAGCAGGUCGCGUUGCGCGGCGGCUCGUCAGGCGGAGACGCCACUACGGCGUUGCGCGGUCUCCGCGCCGUGCGCGCGCUCACGGGCGGCAGCGUCGCCGCCUCGAUCCCAGAAGCCCUGGUCGUGACGCCGCAGGUCGCGCGUGCCGCCCUGGCUGACACCGACACUGACGUGGCGCUGUUGUCCGACUGGGACGCCGUCGUACUCUUUCUCGCUCGGGGGCGCCGGGGCUGCGCGGACGGCGAGCCGCGAGACGCGACGUGGGGGCCGUACGUGUGCUCGCUGCCGGCCUGCGUCGGCACCGUGCUCGAAGUGGCGGCGUGCUGCCCGGAAGCGCUCUCGGUGCUGGCGGGUGCCUCGUGCACAGACACGGCACUCGGUGUUCUCCAAUCGUUCUUGACAUCCUUUGAAGCGACGACUGCCGCCGACGCCGGAGCCGCGGAGCCGCCGCCGGUCGAGGACAUCAUCUGGGCGCACGCCAUCAUGCUCAGCCGCGCCGCGCUGCUCCCCGGCCUCCCGGGGGGGGGUCCCGCACUCCUCCCCUGGCUGGACAUGGCUAACCACGCCCCGGCGGGCGCCGACGCGCCGGCGCAGGGACCCUUCGCGCUCACCCCGCGGCGGGGCUCGAUCCCCGACAACCGGUACUUCGAGUACGACGCCUCGUCGUCGGCCGUGCUCCUGCGCGCCCCAACGCGGGGGUUGCGAGGAGGCGACGAGUUGACCAUCGAUUACGGCGGGGGCAAGACGCAGCUGGACAUGCUGCUGCUGUACGGCUUCCUGCCGCGCGCGGGCAGCGAGGGGGCGCAAGCGCCGCUCCCCAGCGACGCGUGCAUGCUGGCUCUGCCUCCGCUGUCAGGGGGGGACUCGGUCGAAGUCCCCCUGCGGAUGGGGGCCCUUCUGCCCGCGGGUGCGCUCGCGGCUGCGGCGGCGCGAGGCCUUGGCGAUGCGAACGUCGCGAGAAAGGACGACGGCGUGCUGUCGCUGCGGGAGCGGGCGGCCGCGUGGGGGGUGCUGGCCAGCGCUGCGCGCGACCAGCAGAGCCGGUACCCGCGCAGCCUCAAGGACGAUCGCGAGCUGUUCGAGCUGGCCGAGAGCGCGCUCGCGGAGGCGCGGGACGCCCGCGCCGGGGCGGCCUCCGACGGCGCAGUGACGGCGUCGCCCUUGGUCGGCCGCGGGGCGGACGCCGCGGUCGUUCGGGCGAGCGUGGAGCAGGCGGUGCGUGUGCUGUCGGUGCGGGAGCGCGGGAGCAGCGCCAGCGACGUCGCGAGCAUGCUGCGGCGGCUGGCAAGCAGUGCUGACAGCGGGGAGGGGGUAUUGGCGUUCUCCCGGGACGCGCUGGACGGGCUGGUGCGCGAGCGCGUGGUGCUGAACGGCGCGGAGGCGCGCAUAGCGAAGACGAUGCGCGCAGUCAAGCUAGAGAUGCGCCGCGGAUGA
Molecule: messenger RNA, 1671 nt
Organism: Pedinophyceae sp. YPF-701
Lineage: Eukaryota; Viridiplantae; Chlorophyta; Pedinophyceae
Source: the annotation of a GenBank genome assembly